Molecule: messenger RNA, 888 nt
Organism: Cherax quadricarinatus
Lineage: Eukaryota; Metazoa; Arthropoda; Malacostraca; Decapoda; Parastacidae
Source: RefSeq, a predicted model, not a curated record
AUGGUUAUGAUGAUGGUAGUGAUGAUGGUAGUGAUGGUGGUGAUAGUUGAUAAUUGUGAUACAGAGUCCGAAGCACUCAGCUUAGGUCUCAAGUUUGCUACUGGCAUAAGGAAGCCUAAAUGUGAGUUAGACACAGUGAUCAAAAACCAUGACUUCGGUGACUCUGAAUUUAACAAAGGUUUCAUGCAAGGACUUAUUGCAGCUGCAGCUUCUGAACCUAGUCGUCCAGUCAUUCCACGUGCAGCUGGGGACCUGCUCCGGGGGGUGGACGUCCCCCAGUUCGCCUUCGCUGGAGGUCAAGCUAAUCUGACCUGUUCCUAUGACCUGAGGUCAACCAGACUCUACUCCCUCAAGUGGUACCACAAUGGUACCGAGUUCUACCGUUAUGUUCCCACUGAGCGGAACACGCCUAUCAAUAUUAAACCUAGCCACAAGUUCUCCGUUACGGAGGUGUUCCGUAACGAGCACCGGGUGAUGUUGUCACUGACAAGACUGACAGUGUCAGCCUCGGGAGACUAUCGUUGUGAAGUGAUUGCUGAACAUCCCAGCUUCCGUACUGAGACUUCCAACGCUCCCAUGACUGUCCUCAGGGAUACACUGUCUCCGCCAGUGCUGGUGGGAGCCAGGGAGAUCUAUGAACCAACGGAGCGCAUCAAGAUCGGUUGCCAACCUAAACAGCCUCUGUACGACGGCCACACUCCUACCUUACAGUGGUUCAUUGAGGGAACCCAGAGUAAGAAGAAGCUGCAAAACACAGCGGACAAGUUGAAAGCAACGGGACCAGGCAGUGUAUCACACUGGGCUCCGGCAAAGAGAUCACAAACACUGUGUAAACCUAUAAACAUAAUCAGCAAACCUUUGGAAACCUUCACCAGUAAAGGUACCUGA